Cucurbita maxima (winter squash) is the source of this 1666-nucleotide messenger RNA. Its product is annotated as pentatricopeptide repeat-containing protein At5g48730, chloroplastic. The coding region runs from base 32 to 1606 and encodes 524 amino acids. The record is from RefSeq and is a predicted model, not a curated record. Gene Ontology annotation, molecular function: protein binding. The transcript has 3 exons. NCBI's taxonomy places the organism in Eukaryota, Viridiplantae, Streptophyta, Magnoliopsida, Cucurbitales, Cucurbitaceae.
ACCAAUCGGAGAUGUGAUACUAAGGCCGUGGAUGCGAGGCGAAUGGCCUGAGAAUCUCAAAGCUCAGCAUCCAUUAUCCAUGGCCGCCCACUCCACUCCCUCCAUCCUUCUUCCACCGGCAGUCAGCCAUUCAAAUCCUAAGAACCGUGUAUUUCUUUGUCAACAACGAGCGAGCCAUCACAAUUUCGAAUCUCCCGCCCCAUCUUCCUCUUCGUCUUCUACGGAUGGUAAGCUCAUGCAGAGAAGUCCUCGCGAAGGACGCAUGGACAUCGCAAAGCUGAAGGCGAAGGAAGCGGGCGAGAGAAAAGAGGAGGUCAACAGGAAGAUUGCUUCUCAGAAAGCCAUUUCUGUGAUUUUGCGCAGGGAAGCCACGAAGGCCGUCAUUGAGAGGAAGAGAGGCCCCACUAAUUCUAAGAAACUGCUUCCGCGAACUGUUCUUGAGGCUCUCCAUGAACGAAUCACGGCCUUGCGAUGGGAGUCUGCGCUCAAGGUUUUUGAACUACUACGCGAACAAUUGUGGUACAGACCUUACGCCGGGAUGUACAUCAAGCUAAUUGUCAUGCUUGGAAAAUGUAAGCAACCUGAAAAGGCCUAUGAGCUGUUCCAAGAAAUGAUCGAGGAAGGCUGUGAAGUUAGCCAUGAGUCCUAUACUGCUCUCCUGUCGGCCUAUAGUAGGAGUGGUCUUCUUGACAGGGCAUUUUCACUCCUCAACGAGAUGAAAAACAGUCCUGAUUGCCAGCCUGACGUUCACACUUACUCUAUCCUCAUAAAAUCAUGCUUGCAGGUGUUUGCAUUCAACAAAGCACAAACUCUACUCUCUGACAUGGUGACUCGAGGAAUAAAACCGAACACUAUUACAUAUAAUACCUUCAUUGAUGCUUAUGGCAAAGCAAAAAUGUUUGCUGAAAUGGAGUCCAUCCUUGUGGAAAUGCUGAGUGAUGAUGGUUGUAAACCCGAUGUUUGGACAAUGAACUCGACACUUCGAGGCUUUGGCAGCAGUGGACAAUUAGAGACCAUGGAGAAGUGUUAUGAAAAGUUCCAGGGAGCUGGAAUCCAACCAAACAUUCAGACCUUCAACAUCCUUUUGGAUUCAUACGGCAAAGCCAAAAGCUAUGAGAAAAUGAGUGCUGUUAUGGAGUAUAUGCAGAAGUACCAUUAUUCAUGGACAAUCGUAACCUACAACAUCGUUAUCGACGCAUUCGGGAGGGCUGGGAAUUUGAAACAGAUGGAGCAUCUCUUUAGACUUAUGAGAUCAGAGAGGAUCCAACCGAGUUGUGUAACACUUUGCUCGCUCGUAAAAGCCUACGGUCAAGCAGGAAAACGCGACAAAAUCGAAAGUGUACUGCACAUAGUCGAAAAUUCCAAUAUAACGCUGGAUACCGUCUUUUACAACUGUCUUGUGGACGCUUACGGGCGAAUGGAAUGUUUUGCAGAGAUGAAGGCGGUACUCGGAAUGAUGGAGCAGAGAGGAUGCAAGCCUGAUAAGACUACCUACAGGAUCAUGGCUCGAGCUUAUUCAGAUGGAGGAAUGGCCAACCAUGCCAGGGAGAUCCAUGAUCUUGUAAGAACAGCAGAAGCAAGUAAGAGAACUCGUCCUGACUUAUGAUAUUAAUCUCUUAGCAUAUGUAAUGAAAUAAAUCUCAGUAUUGAUAAUUAAAGGAGAAAU